This is a messenger RNA of Spirodela intermedia, 288 nucleotides long. The record is from the annotation of a GenBank genome assembly. Lineage: Eukaryota; Viridiplantae; Streptophyta; Magnoliopsida; Alismatales; Araceae.
AUGAUCUGCUGGCCCUUCUUCUUCGACCAGAUGGUCAACAGCAGGUUCAUCAGCAAGGUGUGGAGGAUCGGGGUGGACGUGAAGGACACCUGCGACAGAGCCACCGUGGGCAGGAAGGUGAAGGAGGUGAUGGAAGGGGAAAGGGCCGAAACCAUGAGGAAGAACGUCAUUGGACUGUCGGAGAUGGUGCGGGAGUACGUCGAGGAAGGUGGUUCCUCCCGCAUCCACCUGGACCAGUUGAUCGACGAUAUUCGGGCCCUGAGUCUGGAAGCGUCCCCCAGCAGGUAA